AUGAAUCUCUGGGUUUACUAUCUACGGAUAGGUAUGAAAGGCACCUUAGGUAGCAGCUCGAGAUGGUAUGCUUGGCGUGAAGGCCUUCAACAUCGACUUGCCGGGUCUCUCCAAGACGGAGCUCAUUCUUGCUGCUCUUGGGGAGGAGGACAUUACCAAGCUGCUGUAGCUUUAUACGCCUUCAAAGGCAAGGUGCCAUUUGUCGACAUUAACAGGAGUACGUACCUAUACCUAGAUACUCAGGUAAGCAAGCUUGCAAACCGAACUAGAGUCCUAGAGUCGAACAAAUUCUACGGUUUAAUGAAAACCCAGACCUGCUACGCCAUUAUCACCGGAAAUCCACCGGUGAUUGCGGACGCGGGACCCGGGCGAGUCGGCGACUCACCUCUGGGAUGA
Messenger RNA from Pyricularia oryzae 70-15, 396 nucleotides. RefSeq lists its product as uncharacterized. The transcript has 5 exons. The coding region runs from base 1 to 396 and encodes 131 amino acids. The record is from RefSeq and is a predicted model, not a curated record. Lineage: Eukaryota; Fungi; Ascomycota; Sordariomycetes; Magnaporthales; Pyriculariaceae.